This is a messenger RNA of Metopolophium dirhodum (rose-grain aphid), 3597 nucleotides long. RefSeq names its product transmembrane and coiled-coil domains protein 2 (gene Dmtn). Gene Ontology annotation, cellular component: endomembrane system. The record is from RefSeq and is a predicted model, not a curated record. Lineage: Eukaryota; Metazoa; Arthropoda; Insecta; Hemiptera; Aphididae.
UCUGACGCAAAAUUUCGCCUUUUGUGUGUUGUCGUUUCGCGAUAGUUAUUGGGUAUUGCGGCGCGCUGUCCGACGACUUUUCUCCGCUACAAACAACCGCACGAACAACGAAUAAACAAUAAAAACAGACAAGAUCCUCGUCGUUUGGGGUUGUGUUACUGUCUCCCAGCCAUGGAUGUUUCGCCGUCUGCCCCGAACGUAUCGUCUCGAGGCCCCACUUUGAAAUGCUGGCGUUAGUCCGGCAACUUUAAUUUACAGUCAUGCAAUCAUGACGUCCGAGAUCCAGUUUGUACGUGGAAAAAUUAAAUCGCAUAGAUGAGUUUAGUACAAUACAAUUUUUAUGGAUGCAUUGACGCCUGACAUUAGGAUAUCAAAGUCUAGAAGGAGUUUUUCUCCUUCACAAAAUUCAAUGCCUAAGAUGGCUAAUAAACCAUGGAAUGCUGCUACUUUUUCUGCUGAUGAAAUUGCCAUGAGCCGAUGUAAAUCACCUGUGGGGUCAUCAGGAAGUAUUCGAGUGGUUCGUCAUGAACGGGGAGGAUCCGCAGACACAGGACUUAUUAGACCUGAUAAUUUAUCAAGUUAUGCAUCCAGUGAAGAACCUAACCCAUCUGGCAACAAUGAAGAUGAUGGUGAUUUAUUUUAUUCAUAUGGUGGGUACAAUGGUGCUGAACUUGCUGAUGAUUCCGAUGGUACAAAAACCAGAGCAGCAAUGGAUCAUGUCCGAUCUAAAAUUGUGCGCACUAAAGAUUUGAUACGAAGUGAACAAACUGCAAGAGAUGAUAAUGUCAAUGAGUAUUUAAAAUUGGCAUCAAAUGCAGAUAAACAACAACUGGCUCGUAUUAAGUCAAUAUUUGAAAAAAAAAAUCAAAAAUCUGCUGUUGGUAUAUCACAACUACAAAAAAAACUUGAAGGUUAUAAUAAGCGAUUAAAAGACUUAGAAACACAUGGGCUCACAACGUCACAUCAUUUGAAACAACCAAAAGAGAUGUUAAGAGAUGUUGGACAUGGUCUAAGGCAUGUUGGUGGUAAUAUAAGAGAUGGAAUUUCUGGUUUAUCUGGAUCGGUGAUGUCAAAACCACGAGAAUUUGCUCAUCUAAUUCGAAAUAAAUUUGGUAGUGCUGACAAUAUCAAUUCAAUAUCAAGAUCAAGUGAAGCUGAUCUAACUGAAGAUAAUAGUGAUAAACAGAGUGGUCGUAACCAUCAUGGCAGUGCUACUUUGCCUGGAGGUGUUGGACUUCAUGCAUCAACUGCCGGUGCUGCCGCAUCACGUAGUGAAGACGGUGCUUCAGAAUGCAGUUCUGUGACUAGCGAAUCAAUUCCACCACGAACAGGUCCUGGGGCGCCUCCACCUCCUGCAUCUGCAACUACUUCUUUGGAACCAGUUUGGGCCGAAUUAGAUCAUUUACGCUCAAAAAUGGAACACAUUAAACAGUUAGUAUCCAAAGAUAUUGCAUCUUUAAACCAUUCCCUUCAGGAAGAACGCUUUCGUACUGAGCGGCUCGAAGAGCAAAUAAAUGAUCUCACUGAGCUACAUCAGAACGAAGUGGAAAAUCUUAAACAAACCAUCACAGAUAUGGAAGAAAAAGUGCAGUACCAGAGUGAAGAGAGACUUCGUGAUAUUCAUGAAAUGCUUGAAGCGUGUCAAACAAAAAUGUCUAAAAUGGAACAUCAACAGGCACAGCACCAACAGUAUGUCACAUUAGAAGGAUUAGACAAUUCUAAUGCUCGUGCGUUAGUGGUAAAAUUAAUAAAUGUGUUACUCACUGUGCUCCAGGUAGUCUUACUUUUAGUUGCCACUUUUGCUGGCAUUCUGAUGCCAUUUUUAAGAACUCGUUUAAGAAUAAUUACCACAACUGCUGUAGUUGCUGGGUUAUUCAUUGCAGUAAAACAAUGGCCAGACAGUGUCAGCCUGAGUGAUUACCUCAUUAAACAUGGCAAGCAAGCCCUGUUAUCUGUUAAAUAGAUUCCUUUUCUAUUUCACUUUUUUCACAAUGAUAUAUACAUCUAUGUAAACUGGUGUGAUAAUUCUUUCAAUUUAAGGCCAAUUACCAUGACAAUUUAUAAAAUAAUAUUGUGACAGUAUUAGAGAGAAAAACAAUAAUGAGCAUAUCGUCUUAACAUUAUAAUAUUAUUCUUUAUAAACGUAUAGACAAUAUAAAUAGUAUAUAACUUACUCUAUCCUUCUCAACCUGCCAUGACUAUUGUUGUUAUUAAAACCAUAUUUUAAAUUAAUAUAAUUGUUUUUUUAUAUACAUAAAAUGUAUUAUUUAACUUGUUUUAUAAUUGAUUGGAUAUGAGAGUUCAAUGACACCCGUGGUGAUAGUGAAUACAACGAAAUGGUAGCACUGAAAUUCAUUGUAAGUCAUAAUGAUAAUUUUUUAUUAUAGCAUAUUUUUUUAUUUACUUUUAUAUCUAUUACAUGUAAUAUUAUUUUGCUUGAUCCUCCUACCCUUCCCCACGAAUUGAUGUAGUUUAGAAAGUCUUGUGAUUUGUAUUAUUAUUAAUUUUUGUGUACAUAAAUUAAAUCAUGUAUAAUAAUUAUUUAUAAUAUUAUAUAGAAUAUCUAUGCCUUUUAUGAUCCAAAUUUUAGUCAUUUUUAUUGUGUAACAAAUAGUAUUACACUUAAUAAGUAAGUUAUGAUUUAUACAUUUUUUCAAUAUUUUUCAAACUAAUUAAUAUUGAAAUAUUUAAGUACUCACUACUUCGCUGUAUUUAAUUUAAAGUUAUUAUUUAACUUUAUAAUAUGUUAUAAUUUAAUAGUCCAUUUUCAAACAUUUGUUUCUAUUUAAUUUAUUUUUUGUGUAUUUAAUAUAUAGUCAUAUUCUUUGAUUUCCAUAGCCCAGCUUACAUAAAUAAGUAUAAAAUAAAACCUUAUAGAAUUUACAGUAGAGUCUUAACAAUCCGACACUUGGGGACCAUUAAUACUGCCAAAUUAUCAUAACAAAUAAAAAUGUAAAAAGAAAUAAAUUAAAAUUAUAAAAACUUGUAUUUAUUUAUUUUUAUUACAAUUGAAAAUGUAACUGGUAGAAAUCCUAAUGAUAACCUAAAAUAUAAAAUUAAAGCUGGUAGUCACUACAAAUGCCGGAUUACUGAGAACUGGCUUAAUAGGUGCCGGAUUAUCAUGAUUCUACUGUAUUUUACUUUUUGUUUCAAACCGUUGAAAUUUCUUUUUUAUACAAAAUGUAGUAUGAUAGUAUAGGUGUAGUGUGUACUGUAUAUGAUUCAAUGUAUAUUUGAAAUUCAUAAUAUGAUCGAAAAAUAUUGGUUGAUUUGUGUAUUUCCAUGCAAUGUGUUAUGUGAUUAUUUCUAAAAAUUCAACUGCAUUUGUACAAAUCAUAUCGCACAUUUUAAGUUACCCUAUAAUAUUGUAUUAUUUACCUGUUCUAUAUUUUUUGCUCAUUUAUCAUAUUAUCCCCGUCCAAUGCUUUUGUAAGUCUGAGAUAGUAUGUUUAAGCAACAUUAAUUUCUGUACCCCUGGUAAACAACUAGUGUUCUUCUGUAUUGACUUGGAAUUUAUUCAUUGUUGUCAAGUUCCUGUUUUUUUUUUAAGUUAAAUUAUUAACUUUCCGAGUUAACAUAAUAUAAUUUAAUAUAAAU